Messenger RNA from Tachysurus vachellii, 2291 nucleotides. It is a transcript of the gene fsbp, whose product is annotated as fibrinogen silencer-binding protein. The transcript has 2 exons. The record is from RefSeq and is a predicted model, not a curated record. The coding region runs from base 1019 to 2158 and encodes 379 amino acids. NCBI's taxonomy places the organism in Eukaryota, Metazoa, Chordata, Actinopteri, Siluriformes, Bagridae.
AAAGAGAACAGCAGUAUCUGAUGCACUAUUUCAUACAAACUAUUACUGUAGAUGUUUUGUAAUCUGUAUUAUAGAGUUCAAGACCCGGUUUGUUUAUAUAUGAAUUAUGUUCUCAAAACACUGCUUUAUUUCUAAUGAUUCUCCUACAGCAAACCAGUUUGUAACGGUGUAGUCUUUACAGUGGUUAUUGUAUAAUGCAAUGGUGUUGUGUUAAUGAUUAUUAAACGUGUAACUGGUAGAUCUUUAAACACUGUUUAAAGUCCAGCUCUGAGGACGAAGCUAAGCUCGACUGUAGAAAAGAGUUAGCAAGGGAAUCUCUGUAGACAUUCCCUGCCCCUAUUGUGCCCGCCCCAUGAAGAAAACGAACCAAUCAGCACACACGGUACAUAUGAUUGACAUCUCAACAGUUAGUAGCCACUGAGCAGAUCCCAAAGUAGAGCUCAAGCACAAAAAGGCGUCUCCCGAGACGUCCCGGUGAAAUUAGAAGCAACUAGUGUUUCUCUUGCACAUGUCGUUGUUUACAGUCGUUAUACAAUCGUGUAGCGAAAGGAAACAUCGGGUUAUAAGUCGAAAGAAAGCGGUUUCCAAACGGUUGUUAACAAAACUCGCUACAAAGCGGUUUCUGGCUGUGUCCCAAUCCGCACACUACCGCACUAAAUAGUGUCCCAAAAGUCUACAGCACAAACCACGGGGAGUUAAAAAAAGAUCUCACUACCGUAGUGAUUAGGAUGCAGCCUUAAAACCGGGUUUAGACGUUUUAGUCGUGAUUUAUAAAGCUUUAUUUAGUUCUCAUUGCAAAUCAACAGCAAUUCAUUUUUGCUAUAAGAGAGUCUCAUUAUUUUCCCUGUUGUAAUGCAGUUGGGUUUGUUAUGUAGGUCAGGCCAGGCUUAAGCAGCUUUACUGAACCUGCGUCAGCUUAAGCUGAAAGGAAUUUGAGCAAAGCCCUCCCCUAUAGGCGUGGGCCUAAUCGAGGCUGGCCUAGUUAAGCCUGAUUUUUUCCCCUUUCACGUUUCUGUGCAUGGAGAGUGUGUGGCUGUGUAACAGAACCAGCACAGAAACUCACACACAUGCUAGAGUUUUACAGAGAAAGACCAACAAACCGAUGGUAAAAAGAACACAGGGUAAAAAGACUAGUGAGGAAAAGGAAGCAGAGUCUAAAGUAACCAAAACUGGUCUAGAAUCAAAGAUGUCUGCUGUGUUUAUGACGAGCAGCUUGGUGGGCAAGGCACGCUCUUCAAACUUUACUCUGUCUGAAAAACUGGACUUACUCCGGCUGGUUCAGCCACACAUCCGCAUUUUGGAGGAGCACACAAACAAGCAUGCAGUGAUUGUGGACAAGAACCGGUGCUGGGAGAGCAUAGCCGAGCGCUACAACAGCCUGGGAGGAGAGAGGCCACCCCGGACGGCGCAGGGUCUCCGGACCCUAUACAAAAGACUCAAGGAAAGUGCCAAGCAAGAAGUGGUCCAGAGGAGCCACGCCCAGCCUGAGUACAGGGGCAGCAUCUCAGAACCAACCAAAAGGAUCAUGGAGAUGAUUCCACAUCUGUUUCAUGCAGGGGACAAAGAGCACAAUAUGCUCCACAGGUUGCAAUACAAGAUGAACUCUCCAGUCGAGCAACCCGGCAGCAGUUCGUCUCUUCCUGCUGUGCCGGACUACACACCUGCAGCCAGAGUGGUGAGGGUGGAGUCUGAGGAUGUCAAACCUCCACCUGAUCUCAAAAUUGUAGUCCCGCAUGACUCACCCGUUACAUUAACAACUCCACACUCCGAGCAGCCUGUCGCACAGACUGAGGAUGAGGUUGAGGAGGAGGAAGAGGAGGAAGAACUUGUCUCUAAUGUUUAUGCAACCUCUCUCUCACCCUGCCCGUCCUCUGUACAUCUCCCUCUCUCACCUUCAGCACCCAUGUCCCGACCCAGCCUGUACGACAGGGGUGGUGUUUUGUUCAGAAACCCUGUAGUGGAGGCGGAGUCUUUGCAGAUGAUGCGAGAGGAGCAUGAGCUUUUACUGACCAAUCACAGGAAGCUUGGUCAAUAUUUAGAUGAGAAACGAGAGGGGUUAAAAAGAAAGCAACAGUUGGAGGAGGAGCUCUUGAGAUCAAAGGUCAAAGUGGAGAAGCUCAAGGCUGCGCGGCUACGCCAUGGACUUCCCCUUAUAUAAUAAACACACAAAAAGUUGUGUAGAAAUGUUAACUAUGCUGGUGUGUAUUGUUUUACAAAUGACUAAUUUAUUUGAUUUACUUUUUCUAUCUAUAGAAGAAGAAAAUGUCUUAACUAUCUGUGAAUAUGAGACA